AUGGAAACAAUCUUGAUCUUGGCAUGUUCAGUCUUUACCUGGAUCUUCCUUCAUCGAUGGAGCCAACGAACCAACAAAGGCCCAAAAACUUGGCCGCUUGUUGGAGCCGCAAUUGAGCAACUAAUGAACUAUGACCGGAUGCAUGAUUGGCUAGUCAACUACCUAUCGAAGUCAAGAACUGUAGUGGUUCCAAUGCCCUUCACUACUUACACUUACAUAGCUGAUCCGGCUAACGUAGAACAUGUUCUUAAAACUAACUUUGCAAACUACCCAAAGGGUGACGUUUAUCAUUCGUAUAUGGAAGUGUUGCUUGGAGAUGGCAUCUUCAAUUCAGAUGGUGAGAACUGGAGGAAACAGAGGAAAACAUCAAGUUUUGAGUUUGCUUCAAGGAACUUAAGGGACUUCAGCACUGUGGUUUUUAGAGAGUAUAGCCUCAAGCUCUCUUCUAUUCUAAGUCAGGCAGCUGAUAAGCACCAACAACUAGACAUUCAGGAAUUAUUUAUGAGGAUGACUUUGGACUCUAUAUGUAAGGUAGGAUUUGGAGUAGAGAUAGGGACCUUAGCUCCUAAUUUACCUGAUAACCAGUUUGCCAAAGCGUUUGAUGCUGCAAACAUUAUAGUCACUCUUCGGUUCAUUGAUCCGUUAUGGAAAAUAAAGAAAUUUCUAAGGGUGGGUUCUGAAGCGGUUCUGGACCAAAGCAUCAAGAUCGUUGAUGAUUUCACAUAUUCCGUCAUCCGUAGAAGAAAAAAAGAGAUAGAAGACGCUCGGGAGGUUCCUAAUAACAGUAAGGUAAAUACAAAUGCAACUAACUUUUUGUUUCCAUGAAUUAAUCAGAUGAAACAUGAUAUACUAUCAAGAUUUAUCGAGUUAGGAAGAGACCCCGAAAACAACAUCAACGACAAGAGUCUAAGAGAUGUUGUAUUGAACUUUGUGAUUGCUGGAAGAGACACCACGGCAACCACACUUUCAUGGGCCAUUUACAUGAUUAUGACUCACAAUCAUGUUGCAGAGAAACUGUAUGCAGAACUCAAGUCUUUUGAGCAAGAUUGUGCAAAAGAAGAGGAUAUAACAUUGAAAACUUGUGAAGAAACAAAAGAUCCCGAAUCUUUUGACCUCAGAACAAAGCAAUUUGCUGAACUUAUGAGUUAUGAUUCACUGGGGAAAUUGUAUUAUUUGCACGCUGUCGUCACGGAAACACUUCGGCUGUAUCCUGCUGUACCUCAGGACCCGAAAGGAAUCUUGAAUGAUGAUAUUUUACCUGAUGGAACGAAAGUAAAAGCAGGAGGUAUGGUGACAUACGUACCUUACUCAAUGGGACGAAUGGAGUACAACUGGGGUCCUGAUGCAAAUAAAUUUAAGCCUGAAAGAUGGCUUAAAGAUGGUUUCUUCCAAAACGCAUCUCCGUUCAAGUUUACUGCAUUCCAGGCUGGCCCAAGAAUAUGCCUCGGCAAAGACUCUGCAUACCUGCAAAUGAAAAUGGCGCUUGCCAUUUUGUGCAGAUUUUAUAAGUUUGAAUUGGUGGAAGGACAUGAUGUGCAGUAUAGAAUGAUGACAGUUCUCUCAAUGGCAAAUGGACUAAAAAUUAAAGUUUCAGCACGAUCAUAAGAUUCUACUCGUGCUCUGUUAAAGUAUAAACACUUUCGUAUGAUCUUA
Messenger RNA from Erigeron canadensis, 1653 nucleotides. Its product is annotated as cytochrome P450 704B1. The transcript has 6 exons. Gene Ontology annotation, molecular function: iron ion binding; heme binding; monooxygenase activity. NCBI's taxonomy places the organism in Eukaryota, Viridiplantae, Streptophyta, Magnoliopsida, Asterales, Asteraceae. The record is from RefSeq and is a predicted model, not a curated record.